CCGAUGCUCCGUGGAAUCACCGCAGGAUAUGGUGCCAUGCGUUGAAUCGCGGCAGUAUAGUUUAUUUUUCUUUAUUAAAUCAUGAUAUUCAUGUCAGUCUUUGAUACUGACUAUAUUUUUAUUUGAUUGUGCGGUAAAAGGGCGUCAGCGGUUUGCAAUCAGCCUAUGUGACCCCUCGCCCACAUCCUGCCAUUUGCAUGUUUGGCAUGCUUGCUCGCAGUAACAGCCUCACGCAUCGGACCCUACUGCGGGUGACCGGUAUCCAGUAUUCUCCAAUAUUUUGCAGAUUAGUUUCAACUUCUGAACAAGCUUCGCAGUCGGGCAAGACGACUCCUCUUCCCGAUGAUACCGAGACCCCGAAGUCAAAGUCCCCUUUUCAUUUCCAGACGGGCUAUGCUCUCUUCGCCAAGCGACCAUCUCGUCCUUUCCCACCCCCUUUUUUGUCGCUCCCGUCAGGGUCCUUCUCGGACCCACUUAGCACACACCAUAGAAGCAGAGAUCGAAGGUCCUAUGUGGACGGGGAGAUGAUUAGGGGAAUUACCAAUGGGGAUGACGCUGUUCUCGUUCAGGAAAACUUCGUCGGGGCUAAUGAUGGAGUGGGAGCUUGGGCUACACGCCCACGGGGACAUGCUGCACUCUGGUCCCGCCUGAUCCUUCAUUUCUGGGCACUCGAGGUAGAAAGGGAUGUUGCCGUCACUUCGGCCCCUGAUAGCCAUGUCGAGCCAGACCCGGUGGAAUACCUUCAAAAAGCUUAUGAACAGACGAUACAAGCCACCUCUCCGCCCAAUCAAUGGUUCGGUACCACAACGGCUUGUGCGGCGCUUCUACACCACUCUAUCGGCAGUGAUCUGCCAAAACCUGUGCUAUAUAUCACAAACUUGGGGGACUCACAAAUUCUGGUAAUCCGCCCGCGCGAAAAGAAAAUCAUUUUCAAGACUAUAGAGCAGUGGCACUGGUUUGACUGUCCGCGACAACUCGGCACUAACAGUCCAGAUACACCUCGGGAGAACGCCGUCAUGGAUAAAAUAGAAAUUGAAGAGGGUGACGUAGUCUUAGCCCUAUCCGAUGGUGUCGUGGACAAUCUUUGGCAGCAUGAAGUCCUUGAAAGCGUCAUCGACAGCCUUCGAAGGUGGGAUGCAAGAGCGCAAGACAGCGAUCCGGAAGAUUACGAAAACGAGCCCGGAGCAGGCAUGCAAUUUGUGGCAAAAGAGUUGAUGAAAGCAGCCAGAAAAAUUGCACAAGACCCCUUUGCUGAAAGCCCUUUCAUGGAGAGAGCCGUUGAAGAAGGGCUGGCUAUGGAAGGAGGAAAACUCGAUGAUAUCAGCGUGGUGGCUGGUUUGUGCAAAAGGCGAUGAUAUCAAAUAUUGCACUGGCUAUCAGUGUUUUGUCAACACAACCAGGCUCGUUGGACGGACCCCUCUGAUGUGUUGUUUUUAGAUGCAUGAAUUCAUUCACUCAAGUUGCAAUCAGAAUGACUACAUCUGAACAACAAUGACAAUUGAACUAAUCCCCUCACUGUAGCGACUUCCAACCCAUCAGUAUGACCUACUCUAUGAAUGGAAUGUCAUUCAUCGACAUUGGCAGCUUAGUUGCCUUGAUUGUCCAGACAAUAGGAGACCAAACUGGCCUUUGUAAUUGCUGGUCCCGGCUUACUCAUACUUCUAAAUGUACAUAGAGAAGCAUUAUACAUUUUAGCAAGAAAUCUUACCAUGUGUCGAAG
Messenger RNA from Xylona heveae TC161, 1720 nucleotides. RefSeq names its product rRNA-processing protein UTP23. The transcript is spliced from 3 exons. The record is from RefSeq and is a predicted model, not a curated record. Bases 198 to 1355 code for a protein of 385 amino acids. NCBI's taxonomy places the organism in Eukaryota, Fungi, Ascomycota, Xylonomycetes, Xylonales, Xylonaceae.